Uloborus diversus is the source of this 861-nucleotide messenger RNA. RefSeq lists its product as uncharacterized. Lineage: Eukaryota; Metazoa; Arthropoda; Arachnida; Araneae; Uloboridae. The record is from RefSeq and is a predicted model, not a curated record. Bases 1 to 861 code for a protein of 286 amino acids. The transcript is spliced from 7 exons.
AUGGGUAAAAUACCGUUCGUUGUUGGCGGAACUUAUGAAAAGGGGUUCUUUCUAAUAUUCAUCCGCUGCGCAUUAAAAAUAUGGGCUAUUGGGUUAUUUAGGCGGGAACUGCAGUUCAGUCGAAUUGCGUUCUCUGUGAAGGUUGUUGUUGCUUCAAUGUCAGUCGUAAAAGAUACAAGAUAUUUGGUAGUUGAGUUCCCUAAAGGGCCUAAGGAAACAACGCCCGCAGUGGAAACCGUUCCAGCAAGCUGGGUUAACGAACAGGAAUUGAUAUCUAAAUGGCCUAAUGGGAAACCUAACGAAGUAUCCAAAGCCAUUAACGAGAUGUAUACCCCUCAGAGUACAUGGAGCUCUUAUAGAUUGUCAAGAAUUCUGUAUAGAUGUGAUAAUUUAUUAACAGCAAAACAAAGAGCAAAAGAUGCUGAAUUAAAUUCAGUAAGCGAAUCAAGCCAUUCGGAUGAGCUUCGACAUAAAAGAAGAAAAAGGAGGGGAAAUCCUAGAUACUUAAGUGAUGAAAGCUCUAGCACAGAUGAAACAUCGGUAGUGGAUGAUCCUUCAAAACCAUCCUUUUACGAUACCACCCCUGCAAUCCCCAACUUCCUUUAUUUUAAGCGUAAAAAUCAAGGAUCGGCAGGAUUAUCAAGUUCCAGCCUGCACUUUGAUGAUACUGAGAUGAGCCCAACUCAUUUUUCUCAGUCAAGUGCAACAUCUCCCAGUAUAAUAAGUGCAGGAAAAGCAAAUAUGUCAAGGAAUUCACCUGUUUCAGUCGCGGCAACGCCUAACAAAGCACCCCUGGAUACCAGUCAACAUAUGAUGCCUAUGCCUUCCAGUCAACAUAGGCCUGUGCCUGAAAAAAUCUAA